Molecule: messenger RNA, 1251 nt
Organism: Nerophis lumbriciformis (worm pipefish)
Lineage: Eukaryota; Metazoa; Chordata; Actinopteri; Syngnathiformes; Syngnathidae
Source: RefSeq, a predicted model, not a curated record
AUGUUUGCGGGCCGGGUGCCGGCCACGGCGGCAAAAGGCGCCAAGUUUUCUGUAGAGGAGUUGUACGGUUUUACCAAAAAGCCCAAGGUGGCCAGAGGGCAUUGCGGGAAAGCGGACGGCAAGAAGGAUACCAAGGAGAAAGACGAAUCGGUGCUGGCGUCUCACAUCUUGGAGGCGGCCAAGAGGGUGAUGGAGAGGCGACGCUUGGAAAUCUACUUGAGGGAGUGCGACAUCACCAUGGAGGACAGCGGCAUGGUCUACAGGAAUCUUGGAAAAUCCGGACUCAGGGUCUCCUGCCUGGGACUGGGAACAUGGGUGACGUUUGGCUCUCAGAUUUCAGAUGAGAUGGCGGAUAGUGUGAUGACACUGGCGUACAACAAUGGCAUCAACUUGUUUGACACGGCUGAAGUCUAUGCCUCGGGCAGGGCUGAGACCACGUUGGGAAACAUCCUGGAGAAGAAAGGCUGGAGGAGGUCCAGUUAUGUGGUGACGACAAAAAUCUACUGGGGAGGACAGGCUGAAACAGAGCGAGGGUUGUCGCGAAAACAUAUCAUCGAAGGACUGCGUGGUUCUCUCGCCAGGCUGAAGUUAGACUACGUGGACAUCAUCUUCGCCAAUAGAAGCGACGUCAACUCGCCCAUGGAAGAGGUGGUGCGAGCAAUGACAUUUGUGAUCAACCAGGGCAUGGCCAUGUACUGGGGUACCUCGCGCUGGAAUGCCAUGGAGAUCAUGGAAGCUUACUCCAUCGCUCGCCAGUUUAAUCUGGUUCCUCCCGUGUGCGAGCAGGCCGAGUAUCACUAUUUCCAACGGGACAAAGUGGAACUACACAUUCCUGAACUCUACCACAAGAUUGGUGUCGGGGCUGUGACGUGGUCGCCGUUAGCCUGCGGAAUGCUAACGGGAAAAUAUGACAGUGGCAUCCCUCCAUGUUCCAGAGCUGCCAUGAAGGGUCACGCGUGGCUGAAGGAGCGUCUGUGCAGCGACGAGGGCAAACAACAGCUGGGUAAAGUCAAAGAGCUUAACCUGCUCGCGGAAAGGCUCGGCCGCACCCCUGCUCAGCUUGCCAUUGCAUGGUGUCUGCGCAGUGAAGGCAUCAGUUCGGUUCUUCUGGGUGUUUCCAACACCGAGCAGCUGAUGGAGAACCUCAGCUCCAUCCAGGUUCUGUCACAGCUGACUCCGGCCAUCAUUGCAGAAAUGGAUACGUUGCUAGGCAACAAACCCGAGAAGCUCAAGAAGGCGGCAAGUAGCUGA